AUGGACUUGAAUGAAGAUUGGUCGCCAAGUGAUGAUGAAAUACAUGGAGGUGAAAACGAUGUCAAUAUUAGGGGACAUUCUUUUGAUUUAAAUCAGCUGCCAGUUGAAGAAACAGGGGCAAAUGUCCAUAAUGCUUCAGGAAAUCAACAUAUCAACGAUUCAGCGACCAAUCAAGAAGAACAAAGAACAAAUGCUCAGGCAACAAACCAAGGAUCAACUCAUCACAGGCAUCAACAAGUCAGGCUCAACAGUGAAGACAAAUUUAAUGUCCUCAUUUUCCUGUUAAAAUAUCAUGAGGGAGAUGAUAUUAAAAGAGGGGCAAUAAAAGCAACCAUGGAACAUUUCAACCUCAAACGAAAAUGUGUCAGCUCAGUUUGGAAUGAAGCAAAGAAACAGAAACAAGCACUGGGAAAAUACAAACCAUGCACAAAUUAUCACCUGGCUGGAAGGAAAAGAAUCACUGUUCCAGUAGGGGACAUUACAAAACUUGGGAUUGGUGAAAGGUCAUGCAUUAGAGAUGUAGCAACAAAUCUCAAUAUCUCAAAAUCAACAGUUGGCAGAAUGAUCAAGAGGGGAGAUAUAAAAGCACAUACAAAUGUAAUUAAGCCCCCACUGACUGAGGCUAACAAGUUGGCUAGACUGAAGUGGAUACUUGGUCUCAUAAUGGGUUCAUCACCAUGGAAAAUGUCAAGAUACUUCCCAAUGUAUGACUUUGUUCAUAUUGAUGAAAAAUGGUUCAAACUAACCAAAAAAAGUCACAGGUACUACAUUGCCAAGAAUGAAAAGGGUGUACACUAA
Molecule: messenger RNA, 798 nt
Organism: Chenopodium quinoa (quinoa)
Lineage: Eukaryota; Viridiplantae; Streptophyta; Magnoliopsida; Caryophyllales; Amaranthaceae
Exons: 1
Coding region: 1-798 (265 amino acids)
Molecular function (GO): nucleic acid binding
Source: RefSeq, a predicted model, not a curated record